UUAGCUGAACUUUGUGAAUAGACUCGUGGGGCGUGUGUGACUUAUCGUGUGUUCAGUUGUCGACAUCUGCUGUCGGCUCAGAGAGCAUCAUUCAGCAGCGGGUACCGCAGCAUCUUCCACACCCGCAUCAGCCCCGCGGCCUCCCCUGCGGGAAUCAAAACAGCCAUCACGCACACAUGUCCGACGAGGACCUGCAAACACGACACAAAGGCCCUCGUACAAGAGGCGUGAAGCGCAUUGUUCUUUUUUCAAUGGCGUCUUAAUUCGCGCGCGAGGAAUGGCAGCUAAUCAGAGGCUUUGUGAAUCCGUUGACACGUCACCCUGCUCAGGUUUUCAAUGCAUGCGUUUGUGUUCUUGUGUUUAGAGCCGAUGGUCGUGUGUUAUUGUGUUAAGAGCCGAUCCAAACGCCGCGGAUGUUUUAACAGUCGUCCUCGAGACGACGCGUUUGCGCGCAUAUGCAUUAGCAGGUGUGGUUGCAAACAGGAUUGCGCGUUGUAAUUUCACAACGCGUGUGGAGAAAGGACAGUGAUGUGAAAAGGCUGUGAGUGCAUUGCUCUGUGUCAUUGCUGUGGUCCACACCCGUCAUGUCUCCUCCAGCAUCAGCUGAAUCCAGCACCACCACCGUCUGUGAGGAGGAGGAGGACACCGACAGUCCCAGAGAAGAGCAGAGGCCGGUGAAGCAGUCGCUGAGUAAGUCCAUGUGCAGAGAGGUGUUCUGGAAAUGCCUGCUGCUCUCCACGCUCAUGUACGGCUGCGUCGGAGCCAUGGUCUGGUGCCACGUCACCCGGGUCACCCGCUCCACCAUCAUGACGCCUGUCACCUACUACGACAGCCCCUGCUCGGACGGCUACAUCUACAUCCCGCUGGCCUUCCUGGUCAUGCUUUACAUCGUGUACCUGGUGGAGUGCUGGCACUGCCACGCCAGAAACGAACUCCAGUACAAGGUGCACGUGGAGGGCAUUUACGAACGGGUCCAGAGGAUGCAGCGGGCCAAGCCGUGCAUCUGGUGGAAGGCCAUCAGCUACCACUACGUGCGGCGGACGCGGCAGGUGACGCGGUACCGCAACGGAGAUGCCUACACCACCACGCAGGUGUACCACGAGAGAGUGAACACGCACGUGGCCGAGGCCGAAUUCGACUACGGCCACUGCGGCGUCAAGGACGUGUCCAAGCAGCUGGCGGGUCUGGAGAAGUCCGCCAUCACCAAACUGAGGUUCACCAAGUGCUUUAGCUUCGCCAAUGUGGAGUCGGAAAACUCCUACCUGACCCAGCGGGCGAGGUUCUUCACCGACAACGAAGGGCUGGACGACUACAUGGAGGCCCGGGAGGGGAUGCAUCUGAAAAGUGUGGACUUCAGAGAGUACACCAUCGCCUUUUCCGACCCGGACCGCCACCCCUGGUACGUCUCCAACUACGUCUUCUGGGCAGCCGCCUUCCUCACCCUGUCGUGGCCGUUGCGGGUGCUGACGGAGCACCGCACGGCUCACGUCCACUUCCGCGUGGAGAAGCUCUUCGGCCCCGACUACGUCCCGGCUACGCCGUGCGACGAGCAACCCUACAGCAGACGCAUCCCUAGGGUCAACACCAUAGACAGCACCGAGCUGGAGUGGCACAUUCGCUCCAACCAGCAGCUGGUGCCCAGUUACUCCGAGGCGGGUCUGAUGGACCUGGCCCAGCGCUCGGGAGGGCUCCGGCAGAACUGCGAGCGCUGCCACCGCGCCAUCAGCAGCUCGUCCGUCUUCUCCCGCAGCGCCCUGAGCAUCUGCAAUGGCAGUCCACGUGUCCCCUUCAGCGCCAGCCGCUUCUCUCUGGGCCGUCUGUACGGCUCGCGCCGAAGCUGCUUCUGGAGGAGCGGGAGCCUGGACGACCCCGAGAACCCCGGCGAGAACACCCGCUGCCUGUCCGGACGAAUCGCGGCCGAGGAGGACGACCCGCCGCCGUACCAGGACGCCCUUUACUUUCCGGUGCUCAUCGUGCACUGUAGCGAGAGCUGCCCAAACCAUCGCUCCUUCCACAGGAACAGCUCGUGCGUGGAGACGUCGUUAUGAUCUCGUAAACCUCUCUGCAACACUUGACACCUCCUGAAAUACAAGACACAUUGUGUUGCUCAGGAAGCAUAUGUCCGUAUGCUUCCAUCAUUCACAAACACAUCCAACGCACGUUCAUAGCAAUACAUUUUUUUGCUACAAGUCGAGAACUCAAAACAACAACAACAAAGCAAAAACAUGACCGUUCAGACGUUUUUCUUUUUAUUAUGAACCAUUGCACUUGAGGUUACGGCAGUGAAUGUGUUCACCUGUUGAUUUCAUAAACAGACAGUAUGAAAUAAAAGUAUUAUGGGUAAUUUAUCAUCAGGCAGAACUGUAUACUGUUAUUACGUCUAUAAUGGCGAUGUCAACAAUGAAUAUCUCAAACCAUUUAUAAAACAACAACAUAUUACACAUUUCAGGCUAUGCAACUAUGAAUCUCUGAUAUGUUAUGCCUUUCAAAUGUAUAUAGCCUGUCAUUGACUGUUAAAGCUUUCUUCUGUGUAUGUAAUGUACAAACUAUUUAAUGAUGAACUGAACGCUUUAGCGUGUUCGUGAAGCCAGCUGUUAUUUAGUGAAUGUCCUUGGGAUUAGUGGCACCUGCUAUGUGCUCUUUAAAUAGCAUUAAUGCCAAUUCUAUAGACGGAUUCAUUUUAACAACAUAAACAAACGUUACUGCGCAUGCGCACUUUUGUGACCCCCCCCAACUGAACUUCCGGUAUACAUUCACAAACAAUAGAGCACUGGAGAUUAUUUCUGAUAACAAUCAAAAGAAACCGAGCGUUACGUAGUUAACCGUGUCUAGAAUUUCGACUGCGAUACCAAUCUCAACCGUUAGAUGUCAGUGUGCCACACGCUCUCUUUAAAUGCGACAAAACUACAGGACCCAUUCAACAAACUGUCUAUUUAAUCAAAUGAACAUACAACAAAAUUCAACAAAUUGUUUAUUUAAUACUAAUACAAUUAUUAUACAGUAAAAUAAUAAUACAAAUGAAUCUUAACAUAAACCAAAUAACAUAUAAAUAGCUAUUUUAUUAGACACUAGCCAAACACAAACCGGAAGUUAACUGGGGGUUCGAUGAAACGGUCUAUUUAUUCAUUUAGCAGACGGUUUUAUCCAAAGCUACUUACAGAAGAGGGUAAAAAAUGGAAGAAAUUGGAACAACAUAAGGACAACAAAAAGCAUAAGUGCUGCUAUACAGGCGGAAGAUUCUGAGGAAAAGACACAACGGCUUUGUCAACAACAUGGAGAUUUCUUUAUGCAGCUCUAGAUUAUUUGCAUCGCUCAUUAAUCAAAGCUGCGGAAUACUUUCUGAUAGCUUCAUCAUUCCUGAUACGAUGCUGGAGAGACGUACAGACCCUCAGAGGCGCUCUUGAGCAUUCCAAAGACAUGUUUUCAAUCUUGUCUGUAGUUCAGCGUAUAUAUCUGUGGUCUGUUGCCUUUGACGUCUGAAGGUUGCGAAUGUAUUUUUCAUAAUAUUUGCGUCCUUACACUUUUAUACUGCCUGGAUAAUGUAUAUCAUAUCACGAACGCCUUUAUGUAGCACACAUUAAACAGACAUGUUACAGUAAACAGAUGUAAACUCACCGAAUAAACUGCGUGUGGGUUCAUACAGAUGUCAUGUGUGUUGAAAUGGCACGCAAGCCUGGAAACGAGAUAAAAGGCCAUUUCUUUACAUAGAAACUCGAUUCAUGCACACAAUUCAUCCGUGUUUGCUAUUACAAUGAAUUUGUUUUUGUCAUGUUUCAUCAAAAUGUAUGAACUUGCUGAAUAUCUGAAACAAACUAAAGGAUAAAGUUGACUCGUAUUCUGGAGUAAAAGCAUCAUCACACCAGGAUGGAUAGAGGCGGCGCUGUUAAAGCGCAUUAACACAAACACGCCACGAGAUGGCAGCAGAGCUUCAAUCAACAUUUAUGUCCAACAGGUUAUUUUUGGUGUUUUAUAAAAACAUCAGUUUAAUUGGUCAAUCCUAUAUAUCUGUAGAUUUAUAAAAGUAUCUUGAAAAAAUGAAAUCUGAAUAAUAACCAGUUGCAUACACAGUUGAAUGAAUGAAAAGGAUAUUAGAGGUUUGUUUGAACUAUAUAUAUGUUUGGAUAGUACAUGUAUGUCCCCUGACAGGGUUUUGUGUUUAAUUCAAAGGAAAAACUGCAGGAAUAACUGGUUGCUGGAUGACUCUACAGAGAAAGACUGAAGCACUGGAAUGGUUGAAGAGGUUUUUAAAUCUUGUGUUUGUAAAGUGUACACAUACAGGGUUGAGUGCAGAUGUCGUCUUUUGUGUGAUCUAGUCAGAAAGCUCUCCGGUCUUUUGAACUAUUGAUUGACAAUGAAUGACAGAGGAUAUAUUAAAACAAUG
Triplophysa rosa is the source of this 4381-nucleotide messenger RNA. RefSeq names its product transmembrane protein 151Bb (gene tmem151bb). The transcript has 2 exons. The record is from RefSeq and is a predicted model, not a curated record. The coding region runs from base 585 to 2048 and encodes 487 amino acids. NCBI's taxonomy places the organism in Eukaryota, Metazoa, Chordata, Actinopteri, Cypriniformes, Nemacheilidae.